Messenger RNA from Dendrobium catenatum, 549 nucleotides. RefSeq names its product protein trichome birefringence-like 8. The record is from RefSeq and is a predicted model, not a curated record. The annotation marks the transcript as partial. Lineage: Eukaryota; Viridiplantae; Streptophyta; Magnoliopsida; Asparagales; Orchidaceae. Gene Ontology annotation, molecular function: O-acetyltransferase activity. The transcript has 2 exons. Gene Ontology annotation, cellular component: Golgi apparatus.
GUUCAAUGCUACCAUGAUGCUUGAAAAGAGCAAAAAUAAGAGGAUUUUAUUUGUGGGGGAUUCAAUAGGGAGAAAUCAAUGGGAAUCUCUACUUUGCAUGUUAUGGAUAGGCAUUGCAAAUCAAAGUAGAGUUUAUGAAAAAUAUGGGAGCCCAAUCUCAAAGCACAAAGGAAGCCUUAUCAUCUUCUUCAAGGACUAUAACCUAACCAUUGAGUACUAUAGGGCUCCUUUCCUUGUGGCUAUUGGUAGACCUCCACCAAACUCUCCUACCAUUGUCCACAAAGCUAUUCAUGUUGAUAUGCCUCAUUGGGAAUCUAAGAAGUGGGUCGGCGCCGAUGUUGUUGUCUUUAAUGCUGGGCAUUGGUGGAAUGACGAUAAGACCCUGAAAAGUGGAAAUUAUUUUCAAAUUGGGAACAAAAUAAAUAUGACAAUGGACGUUAAGGAAGCUUUUCGUAAAGCUAUUCGAACCAUAAAACAAUGGGCAGAUCAGAAUCUCCUUCACAGAAAGAGCUUUGUCUUCUUCAGAAGCUUCUCUCAAGCUCACUACAG